UACUGCCUCUCGCCAUUGUCCUUGUCCUUGACAAACACACAUUUUCCUCUCUCCUUGCGCAUUGUAACUCUUUCUUCUUCUCCCCAAAAAAUUAUUUUGGAAAUUAAUAUAAAAUAAUUUUAAUUAACGUUAAAUAAAUUAAAUUUUCUGUGUAAACGUAUUGUAGCUUAAAAGAAAAAAGAGAAAUUGACCCCUUUCUUGGGUUGGAAAGUAGGAAAGAAAGAAAAAGAAAAAAAGAGAAAGAGUUAGGGGAAUAUAUACAGAGGAGGAAGAACAUUGCCCUCGAUUAUUUCAGUUGCCUCCUCUCAGAUCUUACUGAUAUUUCUCCAAUCGGUAAACAGUGAAAACUUUGAUUUUGGGGGCUCUGAUUGGAUUGAUCAUCUAAGGAUCCAAUACUUUUCGAUAUAAUCUGAUAAUUAUAGUCCUUUGCUCUCGGAUAAUUCGAUAUUUUUAGUUCUUCAUACGCAAGAUUUUGGAAUUACUGCUUUUUCAGAAUUCUAAAAUGAUGCAGUCUGACCUUGGCAAGUUAUUUGUUGGUGGGAUUUCGUGGGACACAACUGAAGAACGACUCAAGGAAUACUUUGGUGCAUAUGGAGAUGUGCUAGAAGCUGUAAUUAUGAAGGAUCGUGCCACGGGACGUGCUCGUGGAUUCGGUUUUGUUGUUUUUGCUGAUCCUGCUGUUGCUGAGAGAGUCAUUAAGGAAAAGCACAGAAUUGAUGGCAGGAUGGUCGAGGCAAAGAAGGCUGUUCCUAGGGAUGACCAGAGCACAGGGAGUAGAAACAGUAGUCGCAUUCAGGAUUCUCCUGGCUCAGGUCAAACAAAAAAGAUUUUUGUCGGAGGUUUAGCAUCCACAGUUACAGAGGGUGACUUUAAGAAGUAUUUCGAGCAGUUUGGUACGAUCACGGAUGUCGUUGUGAUGUAUGAUCACAACACUCAAAGGCCUAGAGGGUUUGGAUUCAUCACUUAUGAUUCGGAGGAUGCUGUAGACAAAGUCUUGCUUAAGACAUUUCACGAGCUGAAUGGUAAGAUGGUUGAGGUCAAGCGUGCAGUCCCCAAAGAGUUAUCUCCAAGUCCUAGCCGAAGCCCUCUUGGUGGAUAUAACUAUGGAGUAGGUAGGAUCAAUAGCUUCCUUAAUGGCUAUCCUCAGGGAUACUCUCCAAGUACAAUGGGAGGAUAUGAAGUCAGGAUGGACAGUAGGCUCAGUCCAAUUGCUGGUGGGAGAAGCAAUUUCUCUCCAUUUACUUCUGACUAUGGUCUGGGCCUGAAUUAUGAACCUGGUUUAGGCCCAGCUUAUGGUGGGAGUGCGAAUUUUAAUAGUUCUCUUAACUAUGGACGGUCACUGAACCCUUAUUAUGUUAAUUCAAACUCAAAUAGAUUUGACAAUUCUGUUCGGUUUGAUGGUGGGAAUGGAGGAAAUUCCUCUUUUUUCAGUUCAGGUACUGGUAGCAGAAAUUUAUGGGGUAAUGGAGGGCUUAAUUAUGGAACAAACUCUGCUCAUUCUAGUAAUUAUUUGGAAUCUGGGAGUGGGAACAUCGCGGGAGGAAAUUAUGGCAACAGUGGAGUUUGGGGUAAUCAUCCAUUUUCACCACAAGGGGGACAGAAUGUUCCAAGCCAAACUGGAAAUUUUGGUUAUGGAGGUGGUGAUAAUACUUUUGGUUUGGCAGGGAGAGGCUAUGGAAGAAAUAUUUCAACAAGCAGGGCCCCAUCCUUAUCAUAUGCUGCAUCGAAUGACAAUUAUGAUGGGGCUCUUUCUGAUCUCUAUGAUAGUAGUUUUGGUUAUCUAGACCCUACAUGGAAUCCAGCAAAAUUUGAGCAAGAGGGAUCUGGUUCAUUUGGUUAUGGGCUUGGAAAUGGACCCUCUGAUGUCACAUCUAAAAUUUCUCCUGGUUAUGUUGGCAGUGAUGGUGGUACCUAGAGACAGAUUGAUAGAGAUAUUGCUGGCUAGGAAGGAUGUUACAGUAGAUCAAAGUUUGUGUAGCAGUUGAAGUGUGAAGUUCCCAUACUUGCCUUUUCAUUUAUCUUUGCUAGAGCUAACUGGAGUGACAAUACCUGUUUGAAGGAUGGAGUUUGAGAUGGAAGUCUCAAGGAUUUUGUUUUUCGAAAGUGUUUUGAGUUUUGAGUCUGUCAUCAUCUUCAGUGUUUCCUUUUUGUCUUUGAGUGAGAUGUACAAUUUAUAUCGCGGCAUAUAUUAAAAGAAGGGGAAAAAAAAACAAUGUAUCAUGCAUCUCUCUGGUGAGCAGCGGUACAGAAAGAAAAAAAAAAGAAAAAAAGAAAAAAAGACAGGUUAUUUAACAUUUGUUAGAGGUCUUAAAUCUUAUGUUAUGCUGUAGUGAAAUGAGACUACAGAGCUACAAGUUGCAUUAUUGGUCUGGUUCAUUUGAAUGAGGUUUUUGUUUCAGUGGUUACCUUCAAGAAUCUCCCUGAAUAAGUUGUCAAAAUUCUCAUCAUCAUAAUUUAUUUGGAUGUUUAAAUUUGAGGUUUUCA
Messenger RNA from Olea europaea var. sylvestris, 2484 nucleotides. RefSeq names its product heterogeneous nuclear ribonucleoprotein 1-like. The transcript has 5 exons. NCBI's taxonomy places the organism in Eukaryota, Viridiplantae, Streptophyta, Magnoliopsida, Lamiales, Oleaceae. Bases 503 to 1915 code for a protein of 470 amino acids. The record is from RefSeq and is a predicted model, not a curated record. Gene Ontology annotation, molecular function: RNA binding.